Triticum turgidum subsp. durum (durum wheat) is the source of this 261-nucleotide messenger RNA. The record is from the annotation of a GenBank genome assembly. Lineage: Eukaryota; Viridiplantae; Streptophyta; Magnoliopsida; Poales; Poaceae.
AUGAGGACUUCACCAAUCCUAUUCAUCUCCAUUGCCCUCAUGCUGAUGAUGUCUUCAGAUAGUGAUGGCCCACAACAGCAAAUGUGUUCCCAAAGGAUGCCAGUGCGAAGCAUGCUGGGCAAGACCGUCGAGCUCGUCAUCAAACUCACCACUGAGUUAGGCCACAUGGACAUAAAACUUUAUUUCAUGGUUUAUGUUUGUGGAAUGAAAUUCGAUUUUGUGGUUGGUCGAGUAAUAGUAGUGAUGACAAGCCUCAAGUAA